GCUCCUAUGGCAACCCGAGGGAUCAACCCCAUUAACAUUCACGCCAUUAGGACGCGGGAGACUGAUGGAUCAGUGAUGUCAGCGCUCGUUUGAACGCCGGUGCGGGCUUCGUGCACGCGUGUCGUCCCCUCGCGCUGACAGAGAGCUCAGAUGUUUUGGGGAGGUGGAGAUCACGCUUUGUCAUUGAGGACCUCGGCAGCGGCGGCAGCGGCGGCGGCAGCGGCGCUCUCACACUUCGGCACGUCCGACGCGCAGCAUGCAGCAUCCCGAUGCGCGCCCCGUCUGCGCGCCGUGGAUUCUUCACCUGGAUGCACACGCAUUUCCCGUUGGCGGCUUCAACGUGACCUUCGGACCGAGAGGCGAGAGCCGCGCACGUCGUUGACGCAUCUCGAUGUUUGAACCCGGGGAGAGAGGCACGCGCCAAGUGUCAAAUCAGAUACGACCCGUCCCGCGGAUGCGCCGUCACUGCUCGCCUCCGGUGGCAACCCCCACGGGAUUCAGGAUUCAUCCGUCUGUCUUCACGGGCUGCCCGUAGAGCGCGCACUCUUCUCCUUCUUCAAACAUGGAAAGAUUCCAGUCCUCCAUGCGCAAACGGCUGUACAGCUUGCCGCAAAACAUCGGGCAAAAAGCCUUCGCGGUGGACGAAGGAGACAACGAAGACAAGGACACCAAGAGAAAAAGUAUUCGGCUAAAACAUUUGUCCUCUCCCUCUCCCGCGUCCAGUUGCAAGAGUGUCGCGGAGGCCAGGAGCGAGGACUUGGAGAAGAACGUCACCGCGAAGACCAACUUGAACGGGGACUGUCGCCUGUUUCGGAGCAGCGUCUCCUCCAUCACCGGGCGGCGUCCUCCCGGGUCCGAUCCGGCGGAGCAGCAGCGCCUCAUCCCCGAGGCGGGCGUCCGAGAGAGUUCCCCCGGUGAGAGCAGCCCCGGGGCCCAGCCGCGGGCAACGGGUGGUCUGAGUGGCGCGGCCGGGCACGGCUCCGUGUAUGACAUGUCAAGUUUUAUUAAGUUGGAAGGCGCCGAGCAAAUCGUACCGGAGGACGAACGGCUGUACCAAGCCGGCUUCAUGCACCGGCAGUUUGGGGCGAUGCUCCAACCGGGUGUCAACAAGUUCUCCCUGCGGAUGUUGGGGAGUGAGAGGGCCGUGGAGCAUGAGAGGGAGCGGGUGAAGUCUGCCGGCUUCUGGAUAAUCCACCCGUACAGUGAUUUUAGAUUCUACUGGGAUCUGACUAUGUUGCUGCUGAUGGUGGGGAACCUCAUCAUCAUUCCUGUGGGCAUCACCUUCUUCAAGGACGAGCACACGCCGCCCUGGAUCGUCUUUAACGUGGUCUCGGACACCUUCUUCCUUAUGGACCUGGUGCUCAACUUCCGCACGGGCAUCGUCAGGGAGGACAACACGGAGAUCAUCCUCGACCCGCACAAGAUUAAGAUCAAAUACCUGAAGACCUGGUUUGUGGUGGAUUUCAUCUCGUCCAUACCCGUGGACUACAUCUUUCUCAUUGUUGAGACACGCAUCAACUCUGACUUUUACAAGACGGCCCGAGCCCUGAGGAUCGUCCGGUUCACCAAGAUCCUCAGUCUGCUGCGGCUCCUGCGCCUCUCCAGACUCAUCCGCUACAUCCACCAGUGGGAGGAGGUUUUCCAUAUGACCUAUGAUCUGGCCAGCGCCAUGGUGCGCAUCAUGAACCUGAUUGGUAUGAUGCUGCUGCUGUGCCACUGGGACGGCUGUCUGCAGUUCCUGGUGCCCAUGCUGCAGGACUUCCCCUCUGACUGCUGGGUCACUAGAAACAAGAUGGUGAAUGACACCUGGGGUCAGCAAUACUCCUACGCCCUGUUCAAGGCCAUGAGUCACAUGCUGUGCAUCGGGUACGGCCUGUACCCCCCCAUCGGCAUGGCUGACGUGUGGCUCACCAUCCUCAGCAUGAUUGUGGGCGCUACCUGCUUUGCCAUGUUUGUGGGGCAUGCGACUGCUCUCAUUCAGUCCCUGGACUCCUCCAGGAGGCAGUACCAAGAAAAGUACAAGCAGGUGGAGCAGUACAUGUCCUUCCACAAGCUCCCUGCCGACAUGCGGCAGAGGAUUCACGAAUACUACGAACAUCGCUAUCAGGGAAAGAUGUUCGACGAGGAAAGCAUCCUGGAGGAGCUGAAUGAGCCGCUGCGAGAGGAGAUCAUCAACUUUAACUGUCGCAAACUGGUGGCCUCCAUGCCGCUUUUUGCCAACGCCGAUCCGAACUUUGUCACCUCCAUGCUGACCAAACUGCACUUCGAGGUCUUCCAGCCGGCCGACUACAUCAUCAGGGAGGGAACCAUCGGCAAGAGGAUGUACUUCAUCCAGCACGGUGUCGUCAGCGUCCUGACCAAGAACAGCAAUGACACCAAGCUGUCUGACGGCUCUUAUUUUGGAGAGAUCUGCCUGCUCACCAGAGGCAGGAGGACAGCGAGUGUGCGAGCGGAGAACUACUGUCGGCUCUACUCUCUGUCGGUGGACAACUUCAACGAGGUGCUGGAGGAGUAUCCCAUGAUGAGGCGGGCCUUUGAGACCGUGGCUCUGGACCGCCUGGACCGCAUCGGGAAGAGGAGCUCUGUUCUGCAGAAUAAAGUCCAGCAUCACCAAAGUGCUGGCACUUUAAACUUCCAAGAGACCGAGAUCAUCCAAAGAAUAGUGCAACAUGACCGCGACAUGGCCAAUUGCACGCAGCUGAUCCAGACCAGCCCACAGAGUCUUCACCUUCUCCCCGCGCCCCCGUCACCCACCCCGGUCAUCUGGGCCCCGCUCAUCCAAGCCCCGCUUCAGGCUGCCGCCGCCACCACCCCGCUGGCUCUGGCUUUAGCCCACCACUCCCAGCUGCCCCCCAUCCUCUUCCACCAUCCCCUGGCACCGGGCUCCAUGAAGGACCCCACGGGUUAUCCAAAGAAAGUCCACAGUGGAGCGAAUAUGUCCAGUAGCUGUGGUUCGGGGCCCGGUUCUCCUGUCAGCUUCAACAAAAUCCGAUCUGGGAUUGAGAUUCCCACCCCGGCGUCUCUCAGGGCGCAGCACCUGGCAGCAGGGCCCGUGUCACCCACGCUGUCGUCCCAGCCCAUCUUCACCAGCAGCCUGCAGCCCCUGUCCUCACACCAUCUCCCGCCCCACCCUCCCUACUCCGGCAUUGCCUCGGUCUUCCCCAUCGGACAGACCACCGUCUCCUACACCUGCUCUGCUCAGCUCCACUCUCAGCCCUUCCGCGCGGCCCCCACGCCGCACCCGAUAGGUCUACUCCAGCAGGGGGCGCCAGGUAGAUUGCCGGUGAGAUUCCCGGCCCCCUCUGCCUCCGGCAUAAACCCUCUCAUCUCCAGCUCCGUGGGGCCCAUCCUAAGCCAGCUGCCUCAGCCCUCUUACGCCCCCGUGCAGCAGAUGGGGUACAGUCAUGACCGAGCCGGCGGUGUGAACCUUGCACAUUUUCCUUUCGUCACUGGCACUCGGUCCUCCACCGGGUUUGUCCCGCCGGGAUCUGCGGCCGCAUCUGGUGCCGCGGCCUACCUGGCGCAGCAAAGCCUCGCAGGCAUCCAGUCCGUUUUCCUCCCGCGGGUUCUCGCCGAGCCCUCGGCCCUGGCCUCCCUGGCCCAGUACGGCUCCGCCGAGGCGUCGCCCUGCUACACGCCUCCCGUGCAUAGUCCUUGCGUGCAGAGCCCUGUGAGGGCAAAGACAGUUUACCACAGUGAGCUCCCCAGCGCUGCUGGCUCUUGCAGCCCUCUAAUGCUCCAGACCUCGUGCCCCGCCAGGGUGGCCUGUGUCCUCCGAGAGAGGGCCGAGUCCUCGGUGGAUCUCUCUAGCCGGGAAAUAAAGACGGUCUCCGGCCCUCACAGCUCUCCACACCAGGAAAGGCCUUUGGCCACGAGCAGCUCCUCAGAAAGGCUCACGGGGGGGAGCGGCCCCUUCUCCCAGCGCAUGGCUGUCAGCAACCCCUACGGCCAGGUCCUCGGCCAGGUUGCCGUCGGCCGGACACAUUCGGGGCCCGAACCUCAGAACCCGUCGGCCGGUGUUCCUUCUUCCCAGGCUAGAUCCCCCGCUAAGAUCUCAGAGAGCGAACACACGUCGUCCAAACUCCCGUCUGACUUGUGA
This is a messenger RNA of Pungitius pungitius (ninespine stickleback), 4099 nucleotides long. Its product is annotated as potassium/sodium hyperpolarization-activated cyclic nucleotide-gated channel 3-like. Gene Ontology annotation, biological process: regulation of membrane depolarization; potassium ion transmembrane transport; sodium ion transmembrane transport. The record is from RefSeq and is a predicted model, not a curated record. Gene Ontology annotation, molecular function: voltage-gated potassium channel activity. NCBI's taxonomy places the organism in Eukaryota, Metazoa, Chordata, Actinopteri, Perciformes, Gasterosteidae. Bases 563 to 4099 code for a protein of 1178 amino acids. The transcript has 8 exons. Gene Ontology annotation, cellular component: HCN channel complex; axon; dendrite.